UGCUCUCCAAAUUGACCCAUCUGAGACCCAUUAAUCUCUAAUGGGCCUUCAAACAGAGAAGAUGGGAAUAUACACGGUCGUGUGCAGGAACAGCGGCAGAGAAUGAUCGGCAAAGACAUUGAGGGCCGCUGCUCGCUUCGUCUACCUUCGAGCUCAAGCGCAAGCAUCGUCCAGGUCCUCUGAUUCAUCCGGCGGCGUUCAGUCUUCAUUUUUCUCAUCUCUGCCCUACCUCCGCCGUGUGCCAGAUCAAUUCAUAUUUCCGUUCCCAAGGAGGACGAGAAGAAGAAGAAGAGAAAAGACUAAUAACUUAAAAUAGGCAGCCCAAGUUGAUAAGCCCCCAAUAUAGUUUCACUGCCUUUAGUCAGAACCGUUUCGAUUCCACUGCGUCACAUCUCUCUCAGAUCUCUCGGUGAGAACUGAACAUGUUCACGGCGGCGAGCGCGGGAAAGUGGCGGACAGCUUUUCUCUCUCUCAGGGACGAAAUCUCAACCACUCCACAGCCACCUGUUCCUCGUUUGCUUCAGGAUCUAAUCUUCUCUCACUCCAAUUCCCUGCUCUCUGCCGUCUCUCUCCUCCCACCCCACGAGCUCACUUCUGACUGCUUGUUCCUUCUCGAUUUGGUUUCCAAAGCUGAUGGUCCUGACUGGAUCCCCGUCUCUCUUCAUACUUGCCAGCUGAUACACGAUGUUUGUGCUCGUGUACUUGUGCAACAAAACUCAUCGUCAUGGCCGCUCUUUCUUCACUCUUUUGCUUGUGUCUUGGAGUUUCUUCUGCGCCAACCAAUGCCUUCGCCCCGUUCCACGGCAUAUUCCUCCAGAGUCGAACCUGUGAUCCAAUGUUUCGAGACUCUAAGACGUUUGGCCGCUCUGUACCAGAGAAAUAGCUCCCAUCCGGAGAACAUUCACCUUGUCAAGUUUGUCCUGCGCAUUAUUCCGUUCCUACACCAUGAUUUAGUUGCAUCUUAUGGUUGCUCAAAUCAAGAACCUACCGGGAAAAAACUGCUAAGCUUAUGGGAUGCCAUGGCUCUUGCCUUUGACAUGUUUGGUGGAGCCUUUUCUGUCUCUGGGUCUUUGUUUCCUAAUGACGUCUGUCAAUCCACCCUGGAGGUUCUAAGGAAAGUAAUGGACGUAUUAGCAUCCAAGGGGCAGCUUGUCGAAGACCGAUCUAUGUGGCGCUUCUAUUCAUGCCUUCUUGACUGUGUGCACGUGGUCCUUACAAAUAUCAAAUGUCCGGUUUCUGAUCAUGUCUCAAGUUUCAUAGCGGCAUUGAGAAUGUUUUUCUGUUUUGGACUUAAUGGCCCACCUCAGUUCUCUCAUCCUGAUGUUGUUCGCAAGGAUAAGCAGUUAAAUGUCAAGCUUUCCCCAUUGAGAUCUGGAGUAAGUAAGAACGCCAAUGAUACUCCUUAUAGGCCACCCCACUUGCGCAAGAGGGAUGAUUUGAACUCUAAGCUUCCAGAGUCUUGCGACUGGCGGCGGCUGUCUGCUCAGGAUUCUGCUAGUUCUGAUGUUAUAUUAUCAGAUUCUGAUUUUAGUGACAGUGACGGAUCCAUUAGGGAUUCUUAUAGCGCCCAAAGCUCUAAGGUCAGGAUAGCUGCGAUUGUUUGCAUACAGGAUCUUUGCCAAGCUGAUUCAAAGUCAUUUACCACUCAGUGGAUGACCCUCGUGCCAACCAAUGAUGUACUGAAGCCAAGGAAGCUUGAAGCUACUCUUAUGACCUGCUUGCUUUUUGAUCCUCAUUUGAAGGUAAGGAUAGCAUCUGCGUCAGCUCUUUCCACCAUGAUGGAUGGGGCUUCAUCUAUUUUCCUUCAAGUAGCAGAGUACAAGGAAUCCUCUAAGUAUGGAUCGUUCACGCCCCUCUCAAAUUCCCUUGGUCUGGUAUUAAUGCAACUUCACACAGGCAUUCUACAUUUGAUUCACCGUGAUAAUCAUGGUAGAUUGUUGAUUCAGCUGUUCAAGUUUCUCUUGCUGCUGAUAUCGAGCACACCUUACUCGAGAAUGCCAGGAGAAUUGCUGCCAAAAGUUAUAAUGUCUCUGCACGCUAGGAUUACUGAGGGGUUUUCCUUCAAAAAUGAUCAAACUGGUCUCCUGGUUGCCGCAAUAGGUUGCCUGACAGCUGCAUUCUCUACCUUUCCUCCUCAGAUGAAUGUACAUAAUAUGCUUUUGGAUGAGACAGCAGCAGGAUUCGACGGAAGUGAAAGGAAGUCGGGAGUUAUUUUUACUUUAUUUCGUUUUGCUGAGCAAUAUUCUGACGCAUCGACAUGCAUUGAGGCUCUUCAGGUUCUCCGAGCUAUGGCUCUCAAUUACCCAACAAUAGUGUCAGCGUGUUGGGAACGGGUCUCUGUCCUCGUGUAUAAACUUUUGCAGUUUGCUGUUGUUGAAGAUCCUGCAAAGACAUGGAAGGCUUCAGUUAAAGAGCCUGUUGGAUAUGUUGGGGAUAAAAUUCUCACAGCUGCUAUUAAGGUUCUAGAUGGAUGCCUUCGCGCAAUAUCUGGAUUUAAGGGAAAUGAGGAUCUUCAUUUUGAUAGAAUAAUCGAUACACCUUUUACAUCUGACUGCAUAAGGUCAAUAAGAAUUUCAUCUGCACCAUCAUAUGGAUUUGAGAAUCCUGAAAUUGCUCAAGAGCAACUCUCUCAGGCAGGGUGUUACCAAUGGUCUGAGGCUAUUCGUAAACAUAUAGUUCUGGUGUUACACAGUGGUUCUGCGGUGGUGAGGAGCACUGUGGUCACUUGCUUUGCUGGUAUUACGUCAUCCGUAUUUGUCUCUUUCAGUCAGCAGGAAAGGGAAUUUGUUACUUCAUCAAUUAUAAACGCUGCAUUGCAUGACAAAUCACCUUCAGUCAGAUCAGCAGCCUGCCGAGCUAUUGGUGUAGUUUCAUGUUUUCCAGAAACUUCUUUAAGUAUUGGGAUAUAUGAAAAGUUUAUCUUGGCUGUUGAAGCGAAUACCCGCGAUCCCUUGAUUUCGGUGCGUGUAACAGCAUCCUGGGCUUUGGCCAAUGUAUGUGAAGCUCUGCGUUACCGUGUCAAUGAUACGUCCUUUGGAGUAGGAUCAAAUACAACUUCACAAGUCGUGGACUCGCUCAUAGAAUGUGCUUUGCGCCUUACUGAGGAUGGGGACAAGGUCAAAGCAAAUGCAGUUCGAGCACUGGGGAGUAUUUCUAAAUAUGUAAAAUUGAGAUGCAUGACAAGUAACCACGAUGUUUUACCUUCCGUCCAUCACCAUUUAUCUGGCGCGGUAGAUUCAACCUGGUUGGAGAGAACCGUGCAAGCAUUUCUUUCCUGUGUUACUACUGGUAAUGUUAAGGUUCAAUGGAAUGUUUGUCAUGCGUUAAGCAAUUUAUUCUCCAAUGAGACAGUGAAACUACAAGAUAUGGAUUGGGCUCCAAGUGUUUUUAGCAUUCUACUAUUGCUGCUUCGUGAUGCAUCGAACUUUAAGAUAAGAAUACAAGCUGCUGCCGCUUUAGCUGUCCCUGUAACCCCACUUGCUUAUGGGAGAUCAUUCCCUGAUGUUGUCAAAGGUGUGUGGCAUACGUUACAGAAUCUCAAUUCCGACAGAGAGACGACUCCAACAAAUUUCAAAUAUAAGAAAUCACUUGAGAAUCAGUUAACCUCGACCAUGCUGCAUCUCCUUAGCUUAGUUUCAAGCGGUCGUUGUGAAGCGUUGACAGAUUUUCUUCUAAAAAAAGCCUCUUUUCUAGAGGAGUGGUUAAGAGGAUUGUGUGUGACACUGAAGGAGGAAGACAAUGCGUCUGGAUCAGGCAGCACGAGCACUUCUGGUGAGAAGCAGAAAAAAGAGUUGAUCUCUAGAGCUAUACGGUCACUUGCCAGAAGCCUAGAGGCUGGACAUAACCCGGAAAUGGCUCUAAAGUUGCAAGAGUUAGAUAGCAACUUGAAUUGACUUAGCAGGGGCUACGUUUUGGGGUUAUCUUCUUCGCCAUGUUGUAACUCUAGUUAAUGUAUACAAUUCAACAAAUGUACAUUACCUCCAUGACAAAUUUUGUUAUACUACCAUGUAUACAUAGAUAUAGCGUUGGCCGAUAUAUAUGACCUCUGAAAAUAUUAUAGAAACUUAUUUUGUUGCUAGAA
Molecule: messenger RNA, 4081 nt
Organism: Brassica napus (rape)
Lineage: Eukaryota; Viridiplantae; Streptophyta; Magnoliopsida; Brassicales; Brassicaceae
Product: HEAT repeat-containing protein 6-like
Exons: 27
Coding region: 423-3893 (1156 amino acids)
Source: RefSeq, a predicted model, not a curated record